AAUUGAGUUUAGAAACAUAGAAUAUACACAUCCUUCACGAUUGAAUUUAUCUUUUAAACCCAUAGAAUGCUGUUUUAAUGUAUGAAAUGAUAAAAAAAAUAAUAUUUACUAAAUAUAUUUUUCACCGCUUACCCCAGCCCUCCCCGGAGAGUAAAGAAGUGAUCCCUCAGGCCUGGUCACCUUGAUGCCAACUCACAGGAAAACAGACGAGAUACGAAGGAGGAAGCAUUUCCUUGCCUUUUUGAGAGAGAAAUAGUAUCACAAUGGCCUUCAUAUCGGAUAUUAUUAUUGCUGGGACAUUACUAAUCAACGCCUGUGCAGUUCUUAAUUUCAAACUGAAAAAGAAAUCCCCUACAGAAUCCUUUGGUGAAGAGGAGGGGGAACCAUCUCUUGCUGAAAAGUUCAGAGAGUUUUUACUAAAUCUGAGAUACUUCAGAAUAUUUAUUGGAAUCUGGAAUGUGGCUAUGAUGAUUUGUAUGAUAAUAUUGUUUGGAUCAUAGCAAAGACAGAAGAAGGCCAGAAGAAUAUUUUAUUAAUAAAAAUGGUACUACAAUGGGUACCAUUUUUUACUACUAUUUGCCACAAGAGCAUGAAGCGUCUUCACUUCCUCAGGGUUUAAAUUGGAUUAUAUCCCGGUGAUGAAUUUUCAUUUUUUAGAAUUUAUCCUAAAACAC
This is a messenger RNA of Nematostella vectensis (starlet sea anemone), 674 nucleotides long. Its product is annotated as small integral membrane protein 7. NCBI's taxonomy places the organism in Eukaryota, Metazoa, Cnidaria, Anthozoa, Actiniaria, Edwardsiidae. Bases 264 to 500 code for a protein of 78 amino acids. The record is from RefSeq and is a predicted model, not a curated record. The transcript is spliced from 5 exons.